UCUUUCCCUAAGGAUAUACAGCAGCACCAGCAGCUCACUGGUGCUGAAGAGUUUUUUUUCUCCAUUGGAUGCCGGUUUGACCUUUGAAAAUGGACAUACGUGUUACAAGCAUCCUCCUCCUCUUUGUGGCCUUGACUGCUGCCCAUGGAGAGAGAUACGUGGUGAAGAAGCUGGUGAAGGCUGCCCCCCAGUACCAGCCCUACUCUGUGAAGAGCCACGUGAUGUCAGUGGCAGGUGAGCCUGGUGCCCCAGGUGAGCCCGGCCCUGAGGGACCCGCUGGCCCUCCUGGCGCCCCAGGUGAGAGCGCUGUCGGCUAUCCUGGACCCCAAGGACCUCCUGGACCUCCCGGAUCUCCUGGGCGCUCCAUCUCUGGCAAGCCUGGAUCUCCAGGUGGACCUGGCAAACCUGGCAUCCCUGGUGCCCACGGUGAGAAGGGAGACACUGGUGCCCCUGGCCCUCAGGGGCCAAGGGGAGCACCCGGAUCUUCUGGAAGCCCUGGACCUGCUGGACUCUCCGCUACUGGCAAGCCCGGACCUUCUGGUCUGCCUGGAGCAAUGGGACCCAGAGGUGAACCCGGUCUGAAGGGACAUCCAGGUGUACCUGGACUGCCAGGAGCUAAGGGUGAUAGAGGAGUGGGAGCAACCGGACCUCAGGGUGCAACAGGACCUGUUGGACCCAUGGGCCAAACUGGAGCCCCUGGUGAGCCCGGUGUAGGAAAGCCAGGAAAGUCAGGUAUGCCCGGUGAGCCAGGAAAGGCAGGUAGCCCAGGUAGAGAUGGUGCCACUGGUCCCAUGGGACCACAGGGACCUAAGGGACACACUGGUGCCCCUGGUGUAGGUGUUGCAGGUAAACCAGGUGAGAAUGGAGCCCCAGGCAUGCCCGGCCCUACUGGCCCUAAAGGCAACCAGGGACCUGCUGGAGCCCCUGGUGCCCCAGGUGUUCCUGGAUAUGGCAAGCCAGGUGCAAAUGGAGAGAAGGGAGAGAGAGGAGCCACAGGUGCCACAGGUGCCCCUGGUGCAAAGGGUGAGCAAGGUGCAACUGGCGCCACUGGUGCUACAGGUGCAACUGGACCUACUGGUCCUGCUGGUCCUCAGGGUCCCAUUGGUUUCCCAGGUGAGAGUGGCCCUUCUGGUCCUAAAGGUGAUGCAGGUGCACAUGGACCUCAGGGACCUAAGGGAUACAAGGGAGAUCAGGGAGCUCAGGGUUUCCCAGGUAAACAGGGUUAUCCAGGCCCAGCUGGCCCCACUGGCCCCAGGGGAGCCACUGGAGCUACAGGUGGCAAAGGUGAUGCAGGUGCCCCAGGUGCCUCAGGUGCCCCAGGUAUUCCUGGACCCGCUGGUCCCAAAGGUCUUCCCGGCCGUGCAGGUGAGCCCGGUGGUGCUGGUGCUGAUGGUGCUCCAGGUCCCAGAGGACCAGUUGGACCCUCUGGUCCCGGUGGUGCUCCUGGUGCAAAGGGACACCCAGGUCUUCCUGGUGCUCCCGGCCCUGCUGGUUUGGCUGCUAAGGGUCUCCCUGGACCACAGGGUCCCGCUGGUGCUCCUGGUGAUGAUGGUGCUGAUGGAGAGCCAGGCCCAGCUGGUCCUCCUGGUCCUCCCGGUCCUCCUGGUGAGGUUGUGUUUGAGAAGGGCAUGGGUGUUGGUGAGGUUAUGGUCAAGGCUCCCAUGUCUGCUUUCACUGCCUCUCUGGCCACUCCCUACCCCGAGGCUGGCACCCCCAUUAAGUUUGAUCAGAUAGUGUACAAUGCUGAGAAUCACUAUGACCCCGAGACUGGCAUGUUCACUUGCCAGGUGCCAGGAGUUUACUACUUCUCUUACAGCAUCCAUGUUAAUGGUGCUCAUGCCCUGGUGGCUCUGUACAAGAAUGGGCAGCCUGUUAUGUUCACCUAUGAUGAGUACAACAAGGGCUUCCUGGACCAGAUGUCAGGUAGCGCUGUUCUGUUGCUCGAUGACCAGGACACAGUCUAUGUCCAGAUCCCUGAUGAGGAGGCCAAUGGUGUCUUUGCUGCCGAGAAUGUCCACUGCUCUUUCUCUGGGUUCCUCAUUGCUUCAACGUGAUACGUUGGCAGUUCCUAAAGGCCAAACAACUAAAUUUGCUACCUAUUUCUCAAACUAAGGGAAACUCCCUGUGAUUUUUUCCUCAGCCAAAAACCCAGACAGGUAGUUUAUGCCCUCUUUGAGGAAUAGUAGCAUCUUGACUUGAAAAAUACAAGAAAUGGGUGCUUAGAAGAAGGAAAUCUAAUUUAUAAAAACAGGUUAUCAGGGAUGGGGAAAGCAAUCCACAAAGUUACAAGUGAGCUUUUGUAAUGGAGACAGCAUGUGAAAUUGAGGUUUUAUAACUGUGUUGUGUCCUGAAUUUUUCUUUUCCACUCUACUCCUUUUAUACUGAUUUCAACUGGUGAUUCUUAUUUUUGUGUUUGUCUGUUUUUUGUACAACCUCAUUUUUGGUGACCAAUAAUCUUAUUAAAAGUACACAAAUACUUUCUGUGCAACAUGUUGUACCUGUUGUCCUUGUAUGUGACUUGAAUAUUGUGAAAUAGUAAUGGUCAAAUUGACCAUUAUAAUGAUUUAAGACACCAACAAUGCUGUCAUACCGAUACAAACUGUUUACCAACAACAUUGUUAUAUCCCUAAAUAAUGCAUUAUGUCAUGUAAUACAUAAUGACCAAAAUAAAAGUUG
Myripristis murdjan (pinecone soldierfish) is the source of this 2676-nucleotide messenger RNA. RefSeq names its product collagen, type X, alpha 1a (gene col10a1a). Gene Ontology annotation, molecular function: protein binding. Bases 90 to 2054 code for a protein of 654 amino acids. The transcript has 3 exons. NCBI's taxonomy places the organism in Eukaryota, Metazoa, Chordata, Actinopteri, Holocentriformes, Holocentridae. The record is from RefSeq and is a predicted model, not a curated record.